Messenger RNA from Strigops habroptila (Kakapo), 6975 nucleotides. It is a transcript of the gene PRLR, whose product is annotated as prolactin receptor. Gene Ontology annotation, cellular component: external side of plasma membrane; signaling receptor complex; membrane. Gene Ontology annotation, biological process: cytokine-mediated signaling pathway. Bases 1784 to 4369 code for a protein of 861 amino acids. The transcript has 20 exons. The record is from RefSeq and is a predicted model, not a curated record. Gene Ontology annotation, molecular function: cytokine receptor activity; cytokine binding. Lineage: Eukaryota; Metazoa; Chordata; Aves; Psittaciformes; Psittacidae.
CGGGCUGUCCCUGCGCUGCCCCUGAGCCGCCCCUGAGCUGCGGAGGGCGCUGGCGGCAGGGGAGGGCGGCAGGGUCCCCGCUGGUCACAGCUGGUUAGUGGCCUCUGCCCCCUGCCCCUCAGCGCUGUCCUCGCUGACCCGCGCCGAUUGCUGUGAGGUCUGUCAGCGCGGCGCGGGGUCUGCCUCAGCCGCGCUCCUCGCCUGCCCCAGCGCCUUCUCCUGGCUGGGACUCGCUGCUUGUUUAAUAUGUGUCUAAAACUUCACCAUUCCACCCCGACCUUGCCCGGCUCCCCGCUGAAUUCGCUUUGGUGCUAACGCAGAUGGUGUUUAGCGGAGGAGUCCCGGGCUAAAAGCCUGGCAAGAAGAAAGAAAACGAGAAAAAACUAAUUCAGGGUAAUUUUCCCCAAAUCGAUUCACAUAACGGCACAAAUUACUCUGUUGGCACCGUAUGAAAAGGGGGAGGGAGAGCAAGAACUGCUGAAGAAAGCUCUGCCAGUUUGAACGAGUGCUACAGGUUUACGAGGGUGUUUUUCAACAGCAGUGUUUGUGUCAGAAGUCUCAGAAGCGUUUGUGCGCCAAUACAGCUGCUCCUGUGGCUCCACGAUACUCUCCUCCUGUCACCUCUGGAUCUUCAUGUCUCCAUUGAGGACAGAAGAGGAUCAAGCGCUAAACAGAAAACCAUGAUCUUGAGAUAUUGGAGCCUGAAAGAAUCCAGAGUUUUUGAAACAAGAAGGGUGAAACAAGACCUUCUCCUGCACAAGCUCCUGACUGUGUGACAUGAUUCCUUGAUAAGGAAGCAUUCAUGAACUGACAUGGGUCAACACACUUUUCAUUACCAGGCAAAAGAAGAAAGCCACAAUACUGCACUUCAGCCAGGACAUUCAGAGUCAAAGAAGGUUUCUGAAAUCAGUGGAGGCGGCUUGAGAACAGAGCCUGGUUAUCAAGUGAUCUGACAUUCAGGAAAAGAGAGGAACAAAAAUCUUCCUCGCACACAUGAAUCCUUCAGCUUAUGCUUUUCUCAUCCAUAAAAGACUGCUGAAAAAAAUAAGAAGCCUAAAAUUAUGGCUAAACGUACAGACCACCAGGGAAGAAAACAGAAUAUUCAGGAGCUGUGAGACUGAUCAGACUAGCUGGGAAAACUAAAUGGGAUUAUCGUGUUUGGAAGACUCUUCCAGAAACUCACUGCUGUGAUGAAGAGAUACAUCUGUUAAAGUAAAAAAGACUAAAUCGUGGUACCAGUUCUCUAAGGGGAAGCACAGUAUGAAUCUCAAUUUGAAAGUGCUGCAUUUUGCAAAUGUUCCAACUACUGUUAGAGAUAAUAAAAUAUUGUAAGUGGUCUCAUAUGUAUAUAAAACAGUUACUGUUUAUAAUUCAUUAUUUCACCUUCACUUUAGAAAAAAUGUGCCUUGCUCUUGCGUGCUCUCAGUAGUCUGCACUCCACAUUACACCAAGUUUUCAGCUCAUUUCUGAGGUUAAACACAACUGCUUGUGCCUGCCAUUUGUUCACAGUCAUAAAAUCGCAUGUGCUUACACAAAACUGGAAUUCAUAUUAAAACUACUUGCUUUCCACUGACUAUAUAUGCACAAAUUGCUAUAAGUGAGCUUAAAACUAACCCAGAUGCGAUUUUCCAGGCUGUAGCUAAGAAACGUGCCUGGAUAUUCAGAAGUGGUAUAUGGAAAUGUAGCCAACUGUUGUUCUCCACACUGUCCACAGUAAACAUGCUUUAGACUCAGUUAAAUUAACUGAUACUUCCAUUUGCCUUUGUGCUUAAAAAACAUUUAUAUGGUGACAGAUCAUAGUUUCUUGAUACAGAAAAUUAAUUGCAUCAUGAAAAUUGAGUCAUCUGAUAAACCACAAAGAAUUUUUCCUCAGCAGAGAUACAGCUUAUUCCCACGGUGUGCUACACUGAAUGGGUUUCAAGCAUACAAAUACCUGUCAGAUGUACUUGGUAGGAGUGGAAAGCUGAGUGAGCCUUUGAUCUGGUAUUUCCUCCUGAGGAGAAGGAGACAUCAUGAAGCAGAAACUGACGUCAUCAGUUCAAAUCGUUCUGCUACUUGCUCUGACUGCAGUGAGUCUGAUGGUGAAGAAAAAAUCUAUGAAUGUCCAGACUACCAAACAUCAGGUCCCAAUUCCUGCUACUUUGAUAAAAACUACACUAAUCCCUGGACAACGUAUAAUAUCACUGUAAUGGCAACAAAUGAGAUUGGAAGUAACAGCUCAGAUCCUCAGUACGUGGAUGUGACCUCCAUAGUUCAGCCAGAUGCUCCUGUGAACCUCACUGUAGAAACAAAAACAUCUGCUAGCAUAACGAACCUUUGGGCAAAAUGGUCUCCACCUCCAAUAGCUGAUGUCAGACCUAAUUCACAUGUGUAUCACUAUGAGCUACGACUAAAAGCUGAAGGAAUGGAAGAGUGGGAGACAAUAUCUGUGGGAGUGCAGACACAGUACAAAGUGAUUAGGGUACAACCUGGAGUGAAGUAUGUUGUUCAGGUCCGUUGCAUGUUAGACCUUGGAAAAUGGAGUGAGUGGAGCUCUGAAAGACGCAUUCAGAUUCCCAAAGGACAGUCGCCUCCUGAAAAGCCUACAAUAAUAAAAUGCCGUUCUCCAGAAAAGGAAACAUUUACUUGUUGGUGGAAACCUGCUUCAAAUGGAGGAUAUCCUAUUAACCACACUUUGCUUUACAGCAAAGAAGGAGAAGAACAAGUUUAUGAAUGUCCAGACUACAGAACUGCAGGCCCCAAUUCAUGCUACUUUGAUAAAAAGCACACCUCUUUCUGGACCAUAUACAAUAUUACUGUGAAAGCAACAAAUGAAAUGGGAAGUAACGUCUCUGAUCCUCAUUAUGUGGAUGUGACUUACAUAGUACAGCCAGAUCCUCCUGUGAAUAUAACUUUGGAAUUAAAAAAGUCAGUAAAUAGAAAACCAUAUCUAAUCUUGACAUGGUCUCCACCCCCACUGGCUGAUGUCAGAUCUGGAUGGCUUACCCUUGAAUAUGAGUUGCGACUAAAGCCUCAAGAAGGAGAGGAAUGGGAGACUGUUUUUGUUGGACAGCAAACACAGUAUAAAAUGUUUAGUUUAAAUCCUGGGAAGACAUACAUUAUGCAGAUUCAUUGCAAACCAGAUCACCAUGGAUCAUGGAGUGAAUGGAGCCCAGAAAAGUAUAUUCAAAUCCCGACUGAAUAUAGAGUAAAAGAUAUGGUUGUGUGGAUCGUCGUUGGUGUCUUGUCAUCUCUUAUAUGUUUAAUCAUGAGCUGGAUAAUGAUUUUGAAAGGGUACAGAAUGGUAGCCUUUAUCCUACCGCCAGUUCCAGGACCAAAGAUAACAGGCAUAGAUAAACAUCUGUUACAGAGAGGAAAAUCUGAAGAAUUAUUGAGUGCUCUUGGUUGCCACGGUUUCCCUCCAACAUCAGACUGUGAUGAACUGCUGGUAGAGUAUCUGGAGGUAGAGGACAGUGAGGAGCAGCAACUCAUGCCAAGCCGUGACAAUGCCACAAGAAACACAAAAAUGAUACCCAAGGAAACAGACAGGGACUCAGGACGAGGGAGCUGUGAUAGCCCUUCUUUGCUUUCUGCGAAGUGCAAGGAGUCCCGCGCCCUUCCAUCAACACUUCAAACACAACACGUAAGAAAUGUUCAAGAAAACAAAGCAGGAAAAGGAAGCUGUGAAAUUCUGUGUCUAGCCUCAGAACAGAAAAUAAUCCCUUUUAACAAUGAGAAUCCAAGAUCAUCCACAUGGCCUCCAGCUCAGCUACCUAAUAGUCAGCCUCCUAUGUUUGCCUACCACAGUACCGUAGAUGCACAUGCAAUAACACUGGGUGCCACAAAUAUGAACAUUACACCAGUUUCGGUGGGAAAUGAAGAAGAUCAUCAGCCACUAUAUCCUAUCACUGAAACUGUCCAUGACAACUUGGAAAAUCAAAGAGAGAUGGAGGAUUUUCAUUCCAAAACUGACCAAACCACAGUGCAGGUCAAACAAAACAGACCCAAUGACCAGUCACCUUUUUUGAAUCCUAGACUAAUGGAUUAUGUAGAAGUUCACAAAGUCAGACAAGAUGUGGACCCAGCAGUAUUACUGAAAUGUAAAGAAAAUAGUGAGGAAACCGAAAAAUACACUGUUCCAGGAACCAGCAAAGAAUACACCAAGGUCUCAACAGUUGUGGACCAUAAUAUUCUAGUAUUAAUGCCAGAUUCACAGAACCAGCAAACGUCUGUGUCUCAAGAACCUGCAGUGGAAACACCUCAGGACGUCCAGCAAAGUGAAGCUGAAAUAGAUACAAGCUACAUUGUGACAGCCCCAAGCGAGAUGAAUAGAGAGGACAAUGGAUCAGACUACAUGGACCCAUCUUCCUUUAUUCCCCCCUUUAAAUAACUAGUAGUUCGUACAGUACAUACUUAGUAUGUAUGUACAGUAAAACAAAGCCACAUAGCAAACAAUUCCCUAAAAAUGUCUAGCUUCCUAUGUGUAUUACACAGAAAAUAAACUAAACUGUGGGUUGAGGUAACAAUCAUGGAAGUAAACCUUGGAUCAUUCACACAUGUUUCUGACACAGAGAAAUGAGGAAAUUGAUAUUAUCUGCUAUGAAAAAUACAUUGUAAACUAAUUAUUCAUCUCUCCAGAUCUUCUAUUAACUGAUUAAAUCUGAGGGAAUACUGCAGAUUCAACGAAGAUGAAAAUUAUUACAGAUCAGUCGGUACACCAUAGUGAUCUGAGCAGUUCCUAAAUCAGUUAUAUCAUAUUUUCUUCUGAAUGCAUGCUGUCACUAGAUUAAGUUUUCUUUAUAUUUUUUCUCAAUCCUUAAGUAGAAAGGAGCUCUUACAUAUGACAAAUCAUAUAUAAAAGAGAAUAUAUUCAACAAAUCACAGUAAAAUAACAAAUUCUUCUAAACAUAUUUUUGCUUUGUUUCAAUGUGAAAGAAAACUUUGCAUCCCAUUUAUAUCCUAGUCCAAUCAAACCAAACAUGAAAAAAAUAUCAGGACAAUAUUUGAUAUAUUGCCUUACUGUAUAUAAUACACAAUUCUACUCUAGUACAAGCCCAUAUGUUUAACAAUAUAUUUUUAAAGGCUAUUUUUAUACUACCAUAAAAAAAAAAAGCCAAAAUAAAGUAUUUUUUAAUUUCCCAAUGCUAUUUAACUACUUAGGAACUUUUCUCUUUCCUUCUGCUGAGAAAGCGGUAACAAGUAAAGCUACAAUUUCUAUACAAAGCAUAAAAUUAAACUUUCUACUAAUUAAGAAUAUUAAGUCAUUUUUAAACUAUAUUUCUAAUAUAUUGCAAAUGUAUUACUAUUUGAAUUGUAAAUUAUUUCUUUCAAAUAUUUUUUAUCACCUGUAAUUAUAAAAUUAAAAUAGAAUCUAUUUGAGAGCAAAGCUUCUUUCCCACUGAAUUUGUACUCCAGUGCCAAUCAGGAGUUGAGUGGUGAUCCUUAGACAUUGCACUUCUCUCUUUACUUGGAAGGAAAGUUUGAAGUCAGGUUUUUCAUAAUGAACUUACAAACAGUAAUUUGGAAUCUAGCCUACAAAGUCAAAGAUACAAGGCAUAAAGUCUGAGUCAGAACUCUGCUGAAUGGUAAGAAUGAGGAAAAAGGGCUGGAUACAUGUCCCUGAAGCAGCAAUGAGAACAAUGAGGAUUCUUCAUAUCCCAUGUAACUGAGGCAGAAUCAAAAUGAUACUGGAAUGGUUCUGAACUUACUGUGGUCCUCCUUUCUUGAAACAGAAGUUUAAUUUACUCCAGAAAAGUAUGACCAAGUGAUGACUGAUUAAAACUGGGCCAAGUAUUUCACCAGUAUCACUAGCUUCAGGGGAAAUUGGAAACAUGAGGUAAGGGAAAUCACUGUACAUGUGAAAGAAGGUGUAUUUACUAUAGAUGAGCUCUUUUCUGUUCUUGUCCUUCCUGAACAGCUUUACAUUUCUUCAGCUUUUCAUGAUGUUGUGCGCUGAGCCAGGCUUCCUGCAGUAUCAGGUAGCCUGCUGCAGAGCCAACCAGAAGAGACUUUCAGAUUUUGAAGGUCCCAGAAGGCCACAUCUGAUUUGGCAAAUCAGAUUCUCACCUUUUACCUUCAUGCCAAGGAACUGCUCAAGCACAGAUCAGUUGAGCUAUCUAGCCCUUCCGCUGGCAGGACUUUAGAAUUUAACUAAUUAUCUGUGUGUCUGUAAACACACAGUGUUAAUGCACACUGAAACUUUUGCUUCAGACAUUAAAUUUUGAGCCCGUGUCUUCCGUACAAUGUACUGCCCACUUCCAGAGGUUGAUCAGAGCAGACUGGAUGCUCUCCUCAAUGUGUUGAGAGGUAUGCUAAGUUCUUAAUUCAGCCACCUAUUUAACAUUUGAAGACAUGAAGUGGCUAUUCCAGAGAGCACAUAAACAUAAAAUGUUGUUUAGUUGUAGUUAACAGGACAAUUUUACUGUAGACAUACUGUUUGUAGAAUAUCUUACAAAUUUUCUAGAAAUGCUAAAAGUACUGCAAAGAAACUACCAAUUUGUCAGUCAAAACGGGAAUGUUUUGCAUUCUGCAGGGUGGAAACUAGUCUGCGUGCUUGUAUGUAAGCUGGUAAUAUACUCUUUCUGACAGUGCUUCAUUGACACUUCACUUUUCUGACUGAAUUGGACAGAGCUGAUCUGGAUCAGACACACUCUCUUUCUUUACACAGCUAGCCAUAUCUGAGCCAAGCUGUUGUUUUCUACACCUGAUGCCACACAUGAAGACAUGCUGUUACAGGCCUUCUGUGAUGCAUAGAGGCUAUAGAAUCUUAUCAAACCACAGCCUAAAGAUCUUCCUGAUGUAGUGGAUUUCUUACAGUAAACCACAGAUGACUGUUUUAAACCAAAGCAAGCAUGGGGUAAGGUGUCAGCAGCAGGCUGUUGCUGUCUUAUCAGUUACUUUGGACCUGAGGCACAGAGACACAACUUUUAGCAGGUUUCAAGUGUAUGAUUUGUCCUACAUAACUGUAGGGAUCUGUAUGUGUACCUCCAGUAAUCC